Messenger RNA from Haplochromis burtoni (Burton's mouthbrooder), 2191 nucleotides. Its product is annotated as myosin-7. NCBI's taxonomy places the organism in Eukaryota, Metazoa, Chordata, Actinopteri, Cichliformes, Cichlidae. Gene Ontology annotation, cellular component: myosin complex. The record is from RefSeq and is a predicted model, not a curated record.
AACAACUUGGAGAAAAUGUGCAGGUCUCUGGAAGACCAGAUGAAUGAAUAUAAAACAAAAUCAGAAGAGGGACAGCGUGCCAUCAAUGACUUCACCAUGCAGAAAGCAAAGCUUCAAACUGAGAACGGUGAACUUUUGAGGCAGCUUGAGGAAAAGGAUUCUCUGGUGUCUCAACUCACGAGAGGAAAACUGUCGUACACUCAGCAAAUUGAAGACCUGAAAAGACAACUGGAGGAAGAAGUCAAGGCCAAGAACGCAUUAGCCCAUGCAGUGCAGUCUGCUCGCCAUGACUGUGACCUGCUCAGGGAGCAGUAUGAGGAGGAGCAGGAGGCUAAAGCUGAACUGCAACGUAGCAUGUCCAAGGCCAACUCUGAGGUGGCUCAGUGGAGAACCAAGUAUGAAACUGAUGCCAUCCAGAGGACCGAAGAACUAGAAGAGGCCAAAAAGAAGCUGGCUCAGCGUCUGCAGGAGGCUGAGGAGGCUGUUGAAGCAGUGAAUGCUAAAUGUUCCUCUCUGGAGAAGACCAAACACAGGCUGCAGAAUGAGAUUGAAGAUCUCAUGGUGGAUGUAGAGAGGUCUAAUGCUGCUGCCGCUGCUCUGGACAAGAAACAAAGAAACUUUGACAAGGUCUUGGCAGAGUGGAAACAGAAGUACGAGGAGUCUCAAACAGAGCUGGAGAGCUCUCAGAAAGAUGCCAGGUCUCUGAGCACUGAGCUCUUCAAACUGAAGAACUCAUAUGAAGAAUCUCUUGAACAUUUGGAGACCAUGAAGAGAGAGAACAAGAACUUACAAGAGGAAAUAUCUGACCUCACUGAACAAAUUAGCGAAGGUGGAAAGAAUAUUCAUGAGCUUGAGAAGAUUCGAAAGCAGUUGGAACAAGAGAAGUCUGAGAUACAGACAGCUCUGGAGGAAGCAGAGGCCACACUGGAGCAUGAGGAAGGGAAGAUUCUCAGAGCCCAACUUGAGUUUAACCAAGUAAAGGCUGACAUUGAGCGCAAGCUAGCUGAGAAAGAUGAAGAAAUGGAGCAAUCGAAAAGAAACCACCAGCGAACUGUGGAUACUCUUCAAAGCUCUCUGGAGGCUGAGACUCGGAGCAGGAACGAGGCCCUGCGUCUGAAAAAGAAGAUGGAGGGAGACCUCAAUGAGAUGGAGAUCCAGCUAAGCCAGGCUAACAGGCAGGCAGCUGAGGCCCAGAAACAACUUAAGGCCGUCCAUGCCCAUCUGAAGGACACUCAACUUCAGCUGGACGACUCUCUGCGAGCCAGUGAUGAUAUGAAGGAAAACAUUGUCAUUGUUGAGCGACGCAACAACCUUCUUCAGGCUGAAGUGGAGGAGCUGAGAGCAGCUCUGGAUCAAACGGAGAGAAGCCGCAAACUUGCAGAGCAAGAGCUGCUGGAUGUCAGUGAGAGAGUGCAGCUACUGCACUCACAGAACACCAGCCUGAUAAACCAAAAGAAGAAGCUGGAGGCUGAUACAUCCCAGCUUCAAACUGAAGUGGAGGAGGCAGUGCAGGAGUGCAGGAAUGCAGAGGAGAAGGCCAAGAAGGCCAUCACUGAUGCUGCCAUGAUGGCAGAGGAGCUGAAGAAGGAGCAGGACACCAGCGCUCAUCUGGAGCGAAUGAAGAAGAACAUGGAGCAAACCAUCAAAGACCUGCAGCACCGCCUGGAUGAAGCUGAGCAGAUCGCCAUGAAGGGAGGCAAGAAGCAGAUUCAGAAGCUCGAGGCCAGGAUCAGAGAAUUGGAGAGUGAAGUUGAAGUUGAACAAAGGAAAUCAAGUGAUGCCGUCAAGGGAAUACGAAAAUAUGAGAGACGGAUUAAAGAGCUGACGUAUCAGACAGAAGAGGAUCGUAAGAAUCUUACCCGUCUGCAAGAUCUGGUGGACAAGUUGCAGCUAAAGGUGAAAUCCUACAAGAAAGCUGCUGAGGAAGCUGAGGAACAGGCCAACAGUAAUCUUACCAAGUUCCGCAAACUUCAACAUGAGCUCGAUGAAGCUGAGGAGCGAGCUGACAUUGCCGAGUCUCAGGUCAACAAGCUGCGCGCCAAAAGCCGUGAUGUGGGAUCAAAGAAAGGACUUGAUGAAGAAUGAAGUUCACCUUGAAAUGAUCAUUUCUGAGACACCUCUUGGUCCUGCAAUGAAGUCUCCCUAUGCAUGUGUUUUUGUUUAGUAGAAUAAAGUUAAUGAGCAUCUCAAA